GAAAAACAAACAGAUUAUUAUUAUAAUAAUAAAACAGUUUUUUGGCGGAUAAAGCAAAAUAAUUUUUCUUAGAGAACAAAAGAGAAUUUUCGGGAUGAGCACGAUAAAUAUACGGGGUGUUGCCGUAGAAUUCCCCUUCGAACCGUACGAGUUACAAAGAGAAUACAUGGACAAGGUGAUUGAAUGCCUGCAAAAGGAAACAAAUGGCGUUUUGGACUCGCCCACUGGGACCGGCAAGACCCUCUCGUUGCUGUGCUCGAAUUUGGGCUGGUUGCAGGUGAAAAAAGCGCAAAUUCAGGCGCAGAGAAUGGACAGCAUUGUGGAAGAGGAGAAGCAGGCUUUCAUGGGGAAUCUGAAAGAACUGACUGGAAAAGUGGAUAAAUGGAUGGUACAUAACGCAGGCAAAGCGGACUGGCCUUCAUGGGCUUACCGACCAUCAUUUGAGAAUGAAUACUCAGUUAUUGCAGGCAAUGAAUGAACCUAAACGGAGUGCAUACAAGCACAUGAAGGCCUGCAUUAUAGGAUCAAGGAAGCAAAUGUGCAUACAUCCAGCAGUGAUGAAGGAACAGAG
Molecule: messenger RNA, 571 nt
Organism: Brassicogethes aeneus
Lineage: Eukaryota; Metazoa; Arthropoda; Insecta; Coleoptera; Nitidulidae
Source: the annotation of a GenBank genome assembly